UUCAACCUGUGGCGCGUAGUCGUUCCGCGAUCGGGCGAGGUGCAUCAGGCACCGCCCCCGCCCACGGGCCCCGGUCCCGAAUGGGGUGGCUAUGCACCCUGGCCGCCGGUGCCGCCUCCGCCUCAGCCCCACCUCAUACAUCACCAGCAACAGCAGCAUCAGCCGACAAGAAACGCGAAGAGAGAACAUUCAGAAAGCGAUGACUGCGACGACGCCUUCUCGGAGGAAUCAUCGAAAGAACAGUGCUCCUCCCCCGGCGACGCCGACUCCUGUCAGAUGUUGAGCAGGAAAAAACGGCGCGGCAUCAUUGAAAAACGGAGGAGGGACAGGAUCAACACAUCGCUUCUGGAAUUGCGACGCCUUGUGCCGUCCGCUUUUGAAAAACAGGGCUCCGCGAAAUUGGAAAAAGCAGAAAUACUCCAGAUGACGGUCGACCACCUGAAAAACCUCCACAGCAAAGGUUUGGACAGCAUGUACGACCCGACAAAAAUUGCGAUGGAUUAUCACAGUAUCGGGUUCCGAGAGUGCGUGACCGAAGUUGCCAGGUAUCUGGGCACUGUGGAAGGUCUGGACCACCAGGACCCACUGCGGCUGCGGCUGAUGUCGCAUCUGCAGUGUUUCGCCGCGCAGCGAGAACUUUCCAAGCAGCCGCCUUUACCUUGGCCGCCGUAUCAAACGCAGCCGCAGCACGACACUUCCGCAUCCUCCGCUUCCGGUAAUUCCUCCUUUGAGAGUUCCGGCAGCAACGCCUGCGAAAUCUCGCCGCAGCCACCAUCGACAAGUUCUACCCUCACGCCGCUCACACCGGCCGCCCCUUCGACGUACCAACAUUACCAGACGUACCACCAGAUACCACACCAGCCUCCGCCCUACCAGGACUAUUCCACGCCGCAAAAACCAUAUAGACCUUGGGGAGGAACGGAACUGGCGUAUUGACAAUGAGUUGUACAGCUCACCGAACUGGCAAUGGCUGCGACAAAACACGAUUUCUGGAAAGAAAAUAGCACUGGAUUUGAAACAAACUUCUUGUCCAUGUUUCAACUCUUCUUAGUUAAAUAUCUCAGUCCUAAUUUACUGACCGAACAAAUCGAGUUAAAAGACGUUAUUUAUUUGGCAAAAAUAAUACUAAAGUUCCAACUCAGUUCUUCAUUCAGCUUCAACGAAGAAAUAAGAAGAUUUACAAGGAUAAUAACAUGUAAUCAUAUCUUCACAGGUGUUUGCCUUUUCGGUGGGCGAUGACCCUUUUAGACAAUAACUGUGUGCACGAAAAAAAAAACAAAAAAAAAACAACAACUGCUAAGUCAUAUACAAGCUUUAAAAAUCGGGGUAAUGUAAAUAAAAGGGAUUUUUAUUUUGUACAUAUCGUCA
Messenger RNA from Cimex lectularius (bed bug), 1368 nucleotides. RefSeq names its product hairy/enhancer-of-split related with YRPW motif protein-like. The transcript is spliced from 3 exons. NCBI's taxonomy places the organism in Eukaryota, Metazoa, Arthropoda, Insecta, Hemiptera, Cimicidae. The annotation marks the transcript as partial. Gene Ontology annotation, cellular component: nucleus. Gene Ontology annotation, molecular function: RNA polymerase II cis-regulatory region sequence-specific DNA binding; protein dimerization activity; DNA-binding transcription factor activity, RNA polymerase II-specific. The record is from RefSeq and is a predicted model, not a curated record. Gene Ontology annotation, biological process: anterior/posterior pattern specification; regulation of neurogenesis; regulation of transcription by RNA polymerase II.